AUGAAGAUCGCCUUUGCUGCUGUUGGCCUCUCCAUGGCCUCUCUCGCUGCUGCCAACGCUCUCUGCGAGCUCCUCUGCUUCACUCAAGUCAUGAACCACCCUCUCGCCAAGUCCUGCCAGGAGCCCGACAUGUACUACUGCUUCUGCAGGAUUCCCGAGCUUGCCGAGUCCUACAAGAGCUGCGCUUGCAGCCUCUGCCCUUCCAGCGCCAACAAUGUCAUUCUCGGCGGUCUCGAGCUCUGCGAGGAUCUCGAAUCCCCCAUCGACUGGCUCGAGCCCAGCUGCUCUGCUUAG
Molecule: messenger RNA, 294 nt
Organism: Scedosporium apiospermum
Lineage: Eukaryota; Fungi; Ascomycota; Sordariomycetes; Microascales; Microascaceae
Exons: 3
Coding region: 1-294 (97 amino acids)
Source: RefSeq, a predicted model, not a curated record